GCAUUAGUCUGUUUUAAUACAUCAAAAGCAAAAAAUACGAGAAUAUUGAAUAGUGAAUGUUAUAAAGUUAUUUGGAAACUGAAAGCUGUUAAAAUCAAUUGAAGUCUGGCUUAUCAUUUCUUAGCCUUGGAGGGCGCUGUUCAAAACGAUUGUUCAUCUACAUUUCUGAAGACACAACUAUUGACGAUUGCUUUUCGCAAUGCUGCCAGUGCUUGUUUGCAUAAUAGUUAUCGUAUUAAUCUGUUGUAAUGUCAUCAGAAGUGUAAUCAAACCCGAGAAAUUUCCUCCAGGUCCGAUAUGGUAUCCAUUUUUUGGCAGCAGCUCAAUUGUUCAACAAAUGACAAGCAAACACGGGUCGCAGUGGAAAGCGUUACUGGAACUUUCGAAACAGUGGUCCACUCAGGUUCUCGGCUUAAAACUAGGAAGAGAAUUAGUGGUCGUCGUCUACGGGGAGAAGAAUGUUCGUCAAGUGUUCUCGGAAUCCGAGUUCGACGGUCGACCGAACUCUUUCUUCUAUAAGUUGAGAUGUCUCGGAAAACGACUCGGCGUCACCUUUGUUGAUGGUCCUCUUUGGCGAGAACACAGACAGUUCACUGUAAAACAUUUAAAGAAUGUUGGUUUUGGUAAGACAUCGAUGGAGCUGGAAAUCCAAAACGAAUUGAAGUUGUUACGUGAAUACAUAAAUGAUAAUAAACAUAAGCCAAUAAAAGUUGAUAGUAUGUUUUCAUCGGCCGUAAUGAAUGUUUUAUGGAAGUAUGUAGCAGGCGAGAGAAUCAGAGAAGACAAAUUAGAACGUUUACUUGAACUAUUCUAUUUGAGAUCGAAGGCGUUCACUUUGACUGGUGGCUUGCUAAGCCAAAUACCUUGGUGCAGGUUCAUUAUACCCGGCCUAAGUGGGUACAAACUAAUAGUUGACUUGAACCAGCAGAUAUCUGAAAUUAUUGAGGAAGCCAUAAAAAAGCAUUUAAACAAAGAAGUGCAACAGAACGAUUUUAUAUAUUCGUUCUUAGAUGAAAUGAACGAAGAGAACAAGGCAUCAUUUACGUACGAUCAGCUGAAAACCGUGUGCCUUGAUCUAAUAAUAGCCGGAUCCCAAACAACAGGGAACGCUGUUAAGUUUGCUCUUCUAUCAGUUUUGCGAAACAAAAACAUUCAAGAAAAAAUCUUCAACGAAAUAGAAAACACCAUUGGCGAUUCUAUGCCUUGCUGGGCUGACAGUAGCAAACUCGUAUAUACAUCGGCAUUUCUGCUGGAAGUAAUGAGAAUUCACACAAUAGCGCCCCUGGCUGGUCCUCGAAGAGUUUUACAGGACACAGUCAUCGACGGCUACGUUAUACCUAAAGAGACGACGGUUCUGAUAUCCUUGGCCGAUAUUCACUUGGAUCCGAAUCUGUGGCCGGAUCCUCACGAAAUAAAGCCGGAGAGGUUUAUCGACGAAAAAGGAUUAUCGAAAAGUAAUGAACACAUCUAUCCUUUUGGAUCAGGUCGGAGACGUUGCCCAGGCGAUUCGCUGGCCAGGUCUUUCGUCUUUAUCAUAUUUGUUGGGAUCCUGCAGAAGUACAGAAUAGACUGUGUCAAUGGAGUAUUGCCGUCUAACGAAGCUGACAUAGGCUUGCUUGCGGCUCCAAAACCUUUUGUCGCUAAUUUCGUAUCAAGAGAGUAAAUCGCCCAAAAAUCUAUCUUAUGAUUAUGACCUGGUGGGCGUUAGGUUAAUGUCUGUAUGUGUUUGGUUUUAAAUUACUAUUAAGGUUUUUAUAUGUAGUUUGUAGUUUCAAAAGUGUAACUAGUAAGCAUUUAUUAGGUAUAUUAUAGUUAUUAAAUUAAGUUACGAACAAACUGUGUAUUUUCUCUUCUCACGGUUUGAAGUCACGUGAAGCGUGAAAUAGUUUAUUUGUUAAAACUUACCUCAUUUAAGGGAGAUAUAGAUUGUUCAAUUCCUUACCGCAAGCGUACAUUGAGUUUUCUUGCAUUGUAUGGUUUCUAAGAAGUCAUUGUAGGGGCAUGAAAUGCAGGUCCAUUGAGGGUCAUUGAGACUCUGUCUUGUCUGUGGGCUAAAACAAGAAGAAGAAGAAAAAUUAAAAUUCAACUACUAGAUCUACGACGUGUUGUGAUCUGGCUCGGAUUGGUGCCACCUCUCUGCCGCAAAGCAAUGAUUCUGGGUGGAAGGACAGGAUAGACGCAGUACAAUAAAAUUUAGCCUACAAACUCAUGUCUUAAGGUGUAUGAUCGCAUAGCAUUGUAAUAUCUAUGAGCUCUUAAGCUGUCCUACUUUAAAUUGGGUGAUCCACUUCAACAACGGUCAUCGUGAGUGUACUCAUAUUUCGCAAUAUGAUAACCUAGCAACUGAAGAAAUAUUUUUAAUCUGGUCCGCGCCCAGUCAAGUCAACUAUAAAUGCGUUUUAUAAUUAUUAUAAGGUCUUAUAAGGUAGUUCAAAUGGAAAACAAUACUUAUUUGAGUUACUCGUUUAAGAGUCAGUGAAAUUGUCCGUCAAAAGUUUAUUGUACUGUUUUAAAUUCCAUGUUUAAGGAGUAUUGAAUAAUUUAAAAUAAAUUGUACUUUUA
Molecule: messenger RNA, 2562 nt
Organism: Bombyx mandarina (wild silkworm)
Lineage: Eukaryota; Metazoa; Arthropoda; Insecta; Lepidoptera; Bombycidae
Gene: Cyp305b1
Product: cytochrome P450 Cyp305B1
Biological process (GO): xenobiotic metabolic process
Cellular component (GO): intracellular membrane-bounded organelle; cytoplasm
Molecular function (GO): steroid hydroxylase activity; heme binding; oxidoreductase activity, acting on paired donors, with incorporation or reduction of molecular oxygen, reduced flavin or flavoprotein as one donor, and incorporation of one atom of oxygen
Source: RefSeq, a predicted model, not a curated record